Molecule: messenger RNA, 1124 nt
Organism: Anthonomus grandis grandis
Lineage: Eukaryota; Metazoa; Arthropoda; Insecta; Coleoptera; Curculionidae
Product: zinc finger protein 879-like
Exons: 3
Coding region: 85-990 (301 amino acids)
Biological process (GO): regulation of cytokine production; negative regulation of transcription by RNA polymerase II; regulation of immune system process
Cellular component (GO): nucleus
Molecular function (GO): zinc ion binding
Source: RefSeq, a predicted model, not a curated record
UUAACCCCUGCCGGGUGCUGUAACUUUUUUUUAUAUACAAAUUGCAAAUAAGUUUUCUAUUUGAAAUUUAAAAUUAAAUAAACAAUGGAUUCUUCAGUAUUAUUAAGAAGCAUGUCGGAUUUUUGUAGGACAUGCAUGACGUCUGACGCGAAUUUAACAUCUUUAUUUGCGAUAGUAAACAUAUCGGGUAAGGUGACCAAAAAAGACUCAAUAGCUUCCCUACUUUUUGAGUCUACAUCUUUACAGGUCGAACCUUCGGAUGGGUUGCCUCAAAAAAUCUGCCAAACUUGUUUAAAAAGGCUUUUAUCAUGCCACCUAUUCCAAAUCACCGUCCAUGAAACCCAAUUGAAGCUUCAAAAAAUUAAAGAAACCCAAAGGGCUGAGACUGAUAAUGAUGAUAAAGUAAUUUGCAUCUUUAAUGAUGAACUGCUCAAGGAAUUUGAGGUUGAAAAUCUUCCCACAGAAGAAGAAUCCUUAUCCAGCUGUGAAAACAAUGAGGAAAUUAAUAACACCAACCCUGUUAACAGCGAUAAUAAUGAUCCAACAGGCCAACCUAGACCUACUUAUAAAUGUAAAACAUGUUCAAAAAUCUGCAGCAAUAAAUCCUUACUAAACAGACACUUGAAAAUACAUGGCGACUUUAAGAAACUGCAGUGCCACAUUUGCCUAAAAAGAUUCACCACGCUAGAGGGUAAAGAGCGUCACCUAAGAGUUCACACCGGUGAAAAACCUUAUAACUGUAAAUAUUGCGAUAGGGACUUCAGGCAAUCAAGUAUAUUAAACACUCACCUGAAAAAAAUACAUCAUAUCACUCCGACGAAGCCAACAAUAGAAGAGCGAGAGGACAGCUGGAAAUGGUCAUUUUUAUGCACAGUUUGUGGUCAUCGAUACGCUAGCAGCAGCGGCUUGACGGGACAUAUGAGGGCCAAACAUCCAGAGGAAUAUGAAAGGGAAUUAGUGUCUAACUCGAAAAAAAUUAAAACCACUUAAAAGUGUUCUGUGUUGUUCUUAGGUGUAAGCGAAAAUUAUGUUAAUUUCUGUUGUUUGUCUCUAAGUUAAGAGGUAUUUUUGUAUUUUAUUUUAUGUGUUUUUAAAUAAAGAAUAUUUAAGUUUUAACAAAAUAA